Megalops cyprinoides (Indo-Pacific tarpon) is the source of this 3875-nucleotide messenger RNA. It is a transcript of the gene pogza, whose product is annotated as pogo transposable element derived with ZNF domain a. Gene Ontology annotation, molecular function: nucleic acid binding. The record is from RefSeq and is a predicted model, not a curated record. The transcript has 12 exons. The annotation marks the transcript as partial. Lineage: Eukaryota; Metazoa; Chordata; Actinopteri; Elopiformes; Megalopidae.
GUCCCCCAGGUGGUGUCCCAGCAGCCAGCGGGGCAGGCCGCUACCACGGCAACGGCAGCCUCCUGCCCGCCCUGCAGCAGCACCUUCACCACGGUGCAGAUCCCCGCCACCCUCACCAUCCAGGGCUCCGCCCCCCUCGCCCAGCUGGCUGUGAAGGCCCCCGCCGCUGUGGCCACCGCCAGCGCCGCCCCCACCCCCUCCACCACGCAGGCAAAUAUCGAGAAGCAAAGCCUCAAGCCAGAGGCGCAGAGGUUGGUGAAGGCCAUAAGCGCAGUCAGCUCCACCGUCAGCGCGCAGCCCAAGACAGUGGAGGUCGUCAAGGGCAACAGCACGGCCCCCACCAACGGCCUGUCUGUCCCCUCCUCGUCCUUCAUCAAAGUGGGCCCCCCACCAGCCAACAAGAUGUGCCCUCGUUGCGGUGCCCAGUUCAGAGUGGUGAAGUCUCUCCGGGGUCACAUGUGUUUCUGCUGUCCGGAGCUGGGACAGAGCCUGCAAGCCAUGGACACGGCCGGCACCGCCGACACACGCCCCACCCCUGCCACCCCCUCACCCGCCCCCCACAAGAUGGCUGCCCCCAAGAUGUCGAACCCCAAAAUGGUGAUCCCCAAGAUGGCCGCCCCUAAUCAGAUCACCCCCAAACUGGUAAUGAACACAAACAAACCACCGACGGUGGUGGUGGCCACGCCCCUGUCCCCGUUGCCGUCGCCCUCCCAGCCAGCAGAGGGCGCCUCCAGCAGUGAAGGGGACACCCACGGCAAGCUCAUCAUGCUGGUGGACGACUUCUACUACGGGCAGGACAAGGGCACGGGCGGGCUGAACCCCUGGGACGGGGGGCAGCAGGGGCCCAUGCAGUUCCGCUGUCUCAGCUGCAACAAGAAACUCAAGAGCAACAUCAGGUCAGAGGAGCCGCCAUGUUACUGUCAUGUGUGCGGAUUCUGCUCCUCCUUCUACUCCGACGUGUUCGAGCACUUCCGCACCUCGCACAAAGACACCGCCAGCCUGCUGUGCCCCUACUGCCUCAAAGUCUUCAGGAGCAGCAGCAGCUACCAGCAGCAUUACACGCGACACCAGAAGAAGUCUGUGUACCAUUGUGACAAGUGCCGACUGCAGUUCCUCUUCAUCAGGGACAAGCUGGAGCACAAGCUCCACCAUCACAAGACCCACCGCAAGCCCCGGCAGCUGGAGGGUCUGAAGCCUGGGACCAAGGUGACCAUCCGGGCGUACGCGGUCCAAAACAAGCCUGUGGGAAUACUCCACACCAACCACCCGGGGGUGGUGGUAGCUAAAGCCAGCCCCCUGCUCAAAACGGGCGAAAUCCCUGCCACGCCCACCCCUGACCGCAGCGGUGACAAAAAGCAUCCCCCUGCCAAGAGGAAGCCCAUCUGCAGCAUGCAGGAGCUGCUGACCAAGUUCCAGGAGGAACGUGUGCCACUGGGAAAACAGAGCUGCCUGGAGUGCAACUUCGAAAUCCCGGACUUCCCCAACCACUACCCCACCUACGUCACCUGCUCGCUAUGCCACUACAGCACCUGCUGCUCCCGAGCCUACGCCAACCACAUGAUCAACAAUCAUGUCUCUCGAAAAACCAGCACCAAAUACCUGGCCUUGUACAAGGCAGGCCCAAGAUGGUCCCAGUUAACCUGCACGACCUGCGGCUUCACCACCCAGAUGGGGGACCAGAUGGCCAAACACCUCGUCCAGAACCCCAGCCAUUCUUCAAGUCACUGUACUCUGAAAGGUCCUCCAACCACAAGACUGGUACAGAAAUCUCAGAGCCACACCCCAAAACGAGGCAUCGUGAACAAUGGCAGCCACAGCUACUCAAAGGCGAAGGCCCAGAAAUCUCCGAAAACGGUGAUACCCGUCCAGAACUACCCUCCCGUCACCACCCAGAUCCUGCCCCUCCCUGUGCCGGUGUCAGCCCAGAGCUACGCCCCCGAGCUGGAGAAUGUCGUGGCCCCCGUGGCCCCCAAGCGGGUGGGGCCGGCGGGCGGGGACAGGGCGGGGCCGGCGGGCGGGGACAGGGCGGGGCCUGGGAAGGACGCCCUGACGGUGUGGCAGCUGCGCAUCGUGCUCUUCGCACUGUGCUGCGGGGUCCCCCAGGCGGCCCGGCACUUCAGCACCGAGCCCCAGCUCAUCAGGGCCUGGAUCCAGGACAAGGAGCGGGGGGUGCAGCGGGCGGGCAGGGCCAAAGGCGGGGCCGAGGGGGAGGCGGCCGAGCAGCUGGUGGAGUGGGUCCUCGCCCAGAGGGAGCAGCAGCUGCCUGUGAAUGAGAAGAGCCUGUUUGCCCAGGCCUUGGAGCUGCACCGUCAGAGAGGCUCCAGCAGCCUGUCCUACGAGUGGGCCGUGGACUUCCUGCUGCGCCGGCAGCUGGGCCUGCAUGUGACGGCCACGGCGGGGCGCCCGCUGCACAGCGAGGUCGAGCGCAAAGCUCGCUUCUUCACCGAGUUCGUCCAGAAGCGCCUGCAGGCCCACAGCACCCCCCUGGCCGCCGUGGGCGCCAUGGACGAGCUGUCUGUCUUCGCCGACCCUGACCUGCUCCCUGACCGGGAGGCCUUCCAGCUGGUGGGGGUGGGGCCGCCUCUGUGCGACGUCGUCCUGUCAGCGCUGGCCGACGGCACGCUGCUGCCCGCCCUGGUCUUCUUCAAGGGCCAUCUCCCUGGAACCGUGGCGUCCGGCCUGCCGGACUCGGUCCUGCUAGAGGCCCGGCCGGAGGGCUUCACGGAGGCCGAGCGGCUGAAGCUGUGGGUCAGCCGGGUGUGGCGGAAGGGUGUGGCCGCCCGGGGCGGGGCCAAGGCCAUGCUGGUGCUGGACUCUUUCCGCGGCCACACGCUGGACGCCUUCCUGGACGGCCUGAAGGACACCAACACCACACCGGCAGUGGUCCCGAUGGGCUGCUUGGGCCGGCUCCACCCACUGGAGAUGUGCGUGGGGCCGGUGGUCAGGAGCUUUCUGGAGGCUCGCUGGAGCCAGCUGGUGGAUGAGGGCGGAGCUGUGGGGGCCACACCCAGGGACCUGGUGCAGCGGGUGCUGGCCUGGCUGGCAGAGGCCACGGCGCACCUGCGUGGCCAGCAGGAGGCUCUGCGGCGCUCGUUUCGGGCCGCGAGCACCAUCCGGCCAGAGGAGGGCGAUGAAAACCCCGCCAAAACCCAGAAGGAGCUGGUGCGUGCACUCGGGGAGGUCCUGAUGGGGACCAAAUCGGUGAGCCCCGCAGCACGGAAGUGGGAGGCGGUGGUGAAGACCAUGGAGGAGGAUGAUGGGAAACAGGAAGCUGCAGACAAGGAGAACCUCCUCGACAUGUCGGCUGAGAGCGUGGCCACAUCGCCUCGUUCGGUGUCCCUUUCCUCGAACCCCCAGGCGCUGCGGCAGGUGUUCGAGAAAGACAGCGACGUGGAGUCCUUCUACGGCUUCGAGGACUCGGAGAUCCGCAAGGUGCUAGAUCCCUAACGCAGAAACCGAGGACCCAGAAGCAGACAUGGCCACCUCGCAGAAAUGAAGGGGAAGCUUGUCUGUACAAGGAUAGUCUGUCGCAUUGUUGAGGAAAUGUCAUAGUUCAGUCUUCCUCUGUCAGCAGGACUCUGUCCUGGUUUUCUUCCAUUACACAAUGUUCUUGCAAACUUCUGAGCUUUGCAGCCUCACACUACAGGUUUUUUUUUUUGGGGCUCGGUGGCAAAGUGAGGGUAGCUGCUGGGACAGUCCAAUGUUUUAGUGUUUGAAUGUUUGGGGCUAAUGUACGGAUUGAUUCUGUACAAAAAUACUACUGUACUCUGCAUGGAUUUGUUUUUAAAUGGGGAUUUUGUGUUUAUUUUGCAUAACCGUUUGGAAGCUGUUAGUCCUGAUCAGUGGAGUUUUUUAUAAUAAAUGUAGCAAACAAA